UUAGAUGCUAUGUAUCUUGUUGACUUCCCAAACAGUCAAGAUCGUCUUGAUACACCAUCUACCCCUUUCUCAGAAACGUAUGAUGUAGUUAGUCCAAUAGGUGCCCCUUCAGAAUUCUACCCAAACUUGUCAGAGAUUUCUGGCAGUAACGAUUAUGAUGACUUUACAGUACAAGGUGCAUCUAUCAAGGAUGCCUCUGAGGUUGGUGAUGAUGAGGACUAUGAGGAUUGUUAUGAUGAAGAUGAGGAUCAAGAUAGUGAGGAUGAUUACUGGAGGUUGUGCCCUAAUGAACAAGUUAACCAAUAUGGAAUGAGUACUAUCCAAAGGACUAGCAUGGGUCUCUUGGAACAAAUCUCCAGAUUGCAGGAGGAGCUUGGCAUGAGUACCAUUGAAAAUGAAGAAACUGAAACCACAGAGGAAGAAGUAGAGGAACAAAUAGACUUAAUGAAAGGUAAAUUUCCUAUUGCUCCAGGAAUCGAAGAUGUUGAGGUAUUUCUUCCUGAUAUUGAUGCCAUGAUGCAAAAUCAUAUAGAUGAUGAUGAUGAAUUAGAAAUGCCACAAUCUGUUGCAGAUGCUUCUGAUGUAGCAGAUCUUGAGGAUAUUGCAAUCAAACUGCGCCAUGCCUCACUUGGGGAAGAGGAUAGGGAUCUAGACUAUAUGACGAUAGAGGAAUUUCAAAUGAUAUCGGGAGGUUUGACCUCCAAGUCUUCCAUUGAAUCAAAAACAUCUUUGCCACCACCUGAAGUUCUUUUACCAAGUGUUCCUACAUCACCUGGUCUUCUGAGGAAUUCAUUGUGUCAGAGUAGUGAUAAUGAUAGUUGGGAUAAUGAUGCUGAAGAUAGUGAUGACAAUAUCAGAGAAGAUGGUGAAGUCAAUGGUCACUCGUUCUAUAUUCAUGGAAUGACAAAUGGUAGUGGUUUUGAUGGUAGCUUUGAAAGAACUCUUCCUGGUCCUUUCAUUGGAGAGGUAGCUUUUAAUUCUCUUCAAAGUGAUGCUAAUACUGUUCAAGGAAAUUCAGGGUCAAAUGUUAUUGGUGGAAAAACAGUUGCUAUGAUGUCUGAGGAUUCUGUUCCAUUUAUAAUGCCAAAUGAUUUGUUUGGUUAUAGCCAUAAUCAUGGAGAUGUAAUCACAGAGAGUGAUAUCGCUGAAGGAAAAACUGUAUCAAAGGAGAAGCGAAAUGGUGAGACAAAAGUUAACAAUGUAGAUUGUGAUAAUGUAAUGACUAAAAAUAAUUGUGAUUCAAUCAAAACUAAUGGACAGGAGCUUGAUAAUGUCGAACAGCCACGUUCAAUUUCUGAAAAGAUAAACUGUCUCAAUGCUGCAUUAGCACAAGAUUGGGGGAUGAAGACAAAUUCCAAAAAGAGGUCUUUAAUUAAGACAUUCCGGAAAUCACUGCAGAGGAAAAAUCUGACUGAUUCUGAUAAAACUGAUAGUAAUUGUAAUAGCAAUAGUGGGGAGAGUGUGGUAGCGGACAGUGUGUUAACAAUAUUUGAGGCUCUGAAAACAUUUGAAGAAAGGUCACAUCAAGUACAGAAGAAAAAAACACAACUAAAGAGAAAACUGUCAUCAGUAGAGACACAUCUUGAUAGGGCAAGUAAUGUUAUCAAAUCAGGAGAUGUGACAUCAGCAUCCCACUCCUGCCACCUAAGUACUAGCAUUGAUAGCAAGUCAGAAUCAGAAACAGUCACUAGCAAACCAGUAGACAAUCUUACUAAAACUCAAAAACAUUUUCCAACAGGUAUUGCAAAUGAUGUAACCCAACCUCUCCUGCCACCAGAGCAGCUAUCUCUGAACCAGGAAAAUGGAAUGGGACACCUAGUAAGGUCAAAGGUCAAUGGGGUAUGUGAUCAAGAGGAAGGCGAGCUAAAUGGGGUCGAUGGCUUAGAUCAAGCGCCAUCUUCUCCUAUGGAUGAGGAUGAAACGGAUCAACAUGAGCAGUGCUAUUAUGCAGCUGUGAACAGAAGUUCUGAAGAUGAGGUUAAUGAUGUUAACACCGAUGCAAUCCAGGAUCGGGAAUACGCUGAACCAACUUUUCGAGGGGAUCCAAAUCAUGGGUAUGCAGAACCACAAACACAUUGCCCGGUUGUCAAGGAAGAAUCCAUUUAUAACCCAGCAACGGACUGUGUGGUGGAUUCACAUUGUGCGAUAGUAGAUGAGGAAGAAAAAACAAAGCCUAUUAUCACUGUUGACACAAUACCCAAUAAAACUGAGGUGGUAGAUAAAUCUGGUUUAGCAGAUACAAGCAGUAGUUCAUCACAGAAUAGAAAGAGCGAUAAUAUCUAUGAGAUCAUUACACCAAUGGAGAUUAAACCUGAAUAUGCAGAGAUCAAGAAGGAAGUGCCAUUAGAUGUAUGUGAGAAUGAUACCAAAAUAUGUCAAUCUGUUACCAAAGAAGAAAUACCUUUAGAUUCUCCCGACUUGAUAAAAACUCUUCCAGAUGUGCCUUUGAAAUCCAAACCACUUGUGUUUCAGAAAAGGGAGGAAAAGAUGGAGCAAAAGAAGGUUGAGGUAGCGAAGAAGAAUGAGGUGGAAGUUGUUCGUAACCUUUUGCCAAGUGAGAUCAAGAAACAGCAGGUAGGACCAAAGGGAUUGAAGGUUAACAGAUCAAACUUGAACAAACCAAACACUGUAAGUCCUCCCAAACCCGCCCAGACUCCCCCUCAGAACUCAGUGACUUCAUCAAAUAUUGAGGUAGUGCACCGCCCACCUGGGUCCCGUCGUGCCAGGAUAAUCAAUAGCUAUCUAGAACUAGAGAGGAUUAAGAGAGAAGGAGUUAAUCAAUCAGAUGGGAAACCAAUCCAGAUCAGUGCUCCGAACAUGGCAUUGAUGUCAAAGAUGAAGGGUGCUGGUGGUGGUCUUAGAGGAUCAGAUGAGAUGCUGGAAGAUAUGAUCAAUCUUCAGCUGAUGCAAGCUAUGGGUGUUAAUCCUCACACCAUCGCAACUCCUCCCGUAGAUAAAACUUCCAAAUCUACACCCCCACAGCGCCCCUCUCAUCUUCCCAUCCCAACUCCCAUUAAGACAACCAAACCUCUUUCUAAACAACCUGCCUCCAGACAUCAAACCUUAGGACCAUCCCAUGGUAUCGCUAAGAUGCUCAAUCGCUUCGGGGAGAGCUCUGCACCCACUCCCAAGCCAGGUUUUCAAGGAUUUCAUAGCAGUGGGAAGACAGGUGCUACUCCAGUUUCCAAAGGACUGAAGAAACCCCCUGCUUUUAAUAUUGAUAUAAAAGAUGGAGAAUUGGAAGUCAAUAUAAAGGAUGAUAACCGCCAGUUAUUGAUGAAUAAGUUGGGAGUCCAUUCCAGAGGGAAAGGUUUAUCGCUACCAAGGACCAGUAACAACUCACCCAGCUACAACAACAAUAGCAGCAAUACUAACAGCAACAAUAGCAGAGGACUGGCAACAACUCAAGGAUUUGAAUCAAGUAUCAAACCAGAUGGUGCUAUCAUUCUCAAGAACCAUGGUGUCAGAGAGGAAGAGGAGGAGAGCUCAGGGAAGCCGGCAAAUGUCCGUAGGACCAAUGCAGAAACAAAAGAAACUCCACUGGUGGUGGCGGAUGAUUCAAGAAGAGCAAAGAAAGAAGAGAAAGGAAAACCUGUGACAGGAGAGACGAGUGAUGAGAGACCAUCAUCAGAAUCAUCUUCAUCUCCUCAAACAUCACUAGCAUCAUUUAAGGAAUGCUCAGGGAAGGAUGAGGACAGGGUAGCAUCAACAUCUGAGGAGAGAGUCAGCGUUUCCAAUGGCAACCAAUAUGGAGGAGAUGUAAGUGAGGAGCAUGAGAUUGUAGAAGCAUUAUCAGUGCCUGUUUCUCCAUCCAAUUUACCAUCAUCAUCAUCAUCUUCUCCUUCUUCUCCAUCAUCAUCUGCUUCACCAUCAUCAUCAUCACCACCCUCAUCACCACCACCACCACCACAACCAUCUUCCAUAAAUGCAUCACCAUUAUCAUCCCAGUCAUUCAAUCUCCCGGAGCCAAGGGAUGAUAGAGACUCAGUAGAGAAGGAAUCUGUAAAACCACAGGAGAGUAAUUCUAGUGAUACUGAAAUUGACUCUGAAAAAGUUAGAUGUGAGAUUCCAAAUCAAGAUGAAUGUGGUCCUGAAUCCAUUCCAGGACCGGUCUUAGAGAAUAUUGAGAUGGAUGCAGAUGAUGAAGCAUCUAAAUGUGACAACAUCCAAACCACUAAACAGGCUAAGCCUAUCCCAGCAGUAAGGAAAACCAAACCAGAAACUAAACCAUCCCAGACAUCAUCAUCGCCAUCAUCAUCAUCAGCAUCAUCUUCGUCAUCAGGGGCAUCAUCGUCAGGGUCAUCCUCAGAGCUUGAUGAGGUCACAGGUCAACCUAAGGAGAAGAGAAAACAUAUAGGACUUAAAGAAGCGAUGAGGAGAAGAGCACAACUGAAGGCCACUGAACUUGCCAAACAGUCAACCAAAGAAGUGAAGAAAGUAGAGUCUGAGGAAACCUGUACCCAAGAGGAACCACCAUCUGUGAGCAAGGCUGUCAACAAUGCUACCAAGGAUGAAACGGAAAAGAUUGAUAGAACAAUUGAUGGAGAUACCAAGAACAGUGAUGACAGCUUGGUGUCAAAGACUACUGAAAACCUUGCAGUAGAAUCCACACUGGAGGUGAAGGAUGUAGGAGAUGUGAAAGCCUCAAGGAAACAGGAUGAUGGUAGUGCUACCAAGGAGGAGCAGAAGGAGGGGGAUGAGGAAACAUCUUCAUCCCAGAGUCCGGUGUCUUCAUUAUCAUUAUCAUAUACUGAAAGUGAAAAGGUGGAAGCCCCAAGUGAAGACAAGUCAGUAUCAAAUGAUGCUGACAGUAUCAGCAAGGUCAAAGACACUACAGGAACAGUAUCUCCCAAGAUCUCUAUGACUUUACAUUCCCCUGUAACAUCCACCACCACAUUCCCUAUCUCAAAUUCCACAUCACCAUCAACAUCAACCUCAGAAAAUAUAUCUUCCGUCAUCGAGGUCACUCCGAAGAUGAGUGAGAGGGUUCAGUCAACAAGUCAAAGUUUAAGUACCUCCUCAGGUAGUCAAUCACAAAAAGUCAAUAGUUCAGCUUCUGAGGACUCUCAUGAUGGUGCAGUACUUUCUGUAGAUAAAACAAACUCUAGUGAACAUACACCUAUUAGAAGUUCACCAGACACUUCUACUACUCCUAGCAUUCCAAAGAACUUUGGUCAUCCGUUCAGGUUUCAUAAGACUCGCGAUGACAACGCUAUCCCAACACCAAAGAAAACCACAACAUCGGUCAAAAGAAGUGAGAGUGCAGUAUCAUCCUUGCAGGCAAAGAGGAAUAAAUUCCUGAACAACAGACCAAGACCUGAUGAUGACACUAGCCCUACAAGCUCCACACCAGCGAGAUCGUUUAAGAAUGUUGUCUCAGGAAGCAAAUUUGCUGCUCUCAGAGAAAAGUUCAGUGCAUCAAAUGGCAACAGCAAUAAUAAUGCAGGCCAGGGAAAACAUGGUGGCCAUUCUCCUUCUCCUUCAACAACUCCAAAAUCGCUAUGGCAACAGAAAUCUCCAUCUUCCUCUUCUCGUUUUGGUGGCAGCAUCAGUGAAGAAUCAUCUCCAAAUACUUCUGAACAAAAGAAAUCAAUAUACGGGACCCCACCCUCAUCUCCCCCUACCCCUCUGCCUUAUAUGACCCCCCCUGAAAGCCCCCUGGAUUUUAAAGGCAAGACCUCCACCCCUCUGGCUUCAAGCACCCCCACUGGAGCAGCAGAGUUGAAGAGUCCAACUGCAGCUGAGCUUAAGAGACAGUUCUUGUUUGGGAGAGACGAUUCUCAACAAGGGGAUGUUUUUGUCGAUGAGAAGGGAGCCAAGGAUGAGGUAAGUGACAUAACAUUCUUAAAUCCAUCAAUUUUUAAAAUAAAUAACAUGAUGAGAGAGAAAAAAAAAGAAGAUGAUUAAGAGAAAUAGGGAGAAGGAGGGAGGGGUAUAAGUUAGAGAAAUAAAAAUAAAAAUGUACAGAGAGGAACAAAGGUGGGUAUGGGUCACAGGAAAGAGAGAAAGAGAAAGAAAAUAAGAUUUUAAGAACAAGUUUUGGAAAAUUGUAUUGUUUUUCAUUUUUAAAUCAUGUCUGUUUUCCCCACAUGAAUAUUUCAACUGUAUAUGCUUUAAUUCAUUGUGGCCCAUUUUGUUUUAAAUCAAUUGUAAAGGUUUAAAGCAGGUUCCCCUUUUCUAUGGUAUAGAAAAGAGAAACAUCACUUAAAUCAGAAAGCAUACAUAUUUCUUAGAACUUCUUAAAAAAAAGUAAAUUAAAGGCAAAAAAUGUGAAUUACAUACUGUAAAUAUAAAAAAAACACACAAAAAAACACACCCCUGUUGUUUGUAUGUAUUCCUAUGUGUCAAACAAAUAUGAUUUCAAUAACAUUUCCAUUAAUCAUUUAUUUGGAAAACCUGAAGAAUACAAAGUUUGAUACUUGAUGAAAUGAAAGGUGUUGGAGUAAUGAAAUGUUAGUUUUUGUGGGUUUUUUUGUUUGUUUUUUGUUACUGUUAUUAGGGAUGUGUUUAUGCCUAUAGCUUUUUUUUAAUGUUGACAUGUUCAGUAAUUUAUAUAUAUAGAUAAGUUUAAUCCUUCAAUGAAUGUGAACAUUAAUGUUCCUCUGUUAAAGAAUGAAAGAAAGCAAUUGAAAUUCAUGUUUUUUCAAAGAGGAAAAAAGUGAUUGUGAUUGAUUUACACAAAUGAUUUUCCAGCCUUGUAUUUUCAAUGUAUGUAUUUUUCUGCUUUUCUGAAUAAUUCAGAGACAUUGUGUGCCAUUUUACAUACCAUGCAUGUAUAUUUCAUGCAUCAUUUUCAAAAGGAUGCAAGUUAAAAAUGAAAAAAAAAUGAAGUUAUUGAUAUUUUCAUAAUUUAACUCAAGGGAAGUGAUGGUUCAAUUUAUUUCAAUUUGAUUUUAUUCCAUUCAAUAUAGAAAUAGUGAAAUCAGCAUAUAUAAAUAUGAUAAUAAAAAUACAAUGUUACAAUGAUAUAGAUAAAAUACAUGAUUAAUAAUUGAAAUUGGAUGCUGUAUAAAACCCAAGAGGGUUUGUCUAGACCGCCACCAUGAGACAAAUCAUGUCAUAUCAACAUCAUUGUAAAAAUGACAGAUAUUGCUAUUUAAAAUCAAUGUGUGACUUGUUUCCUUUUUGCAUUGUAGAGGAGAAAUGUUGUGUAGCUAUUGAUGUCUCAUUAAUCCUGACAGUAAUCUCUGUUUGAUCAAUUGACUGAAUAUAUUAGUAUUAAUUGACAUGCUCUACAAGAGCUAAAUAUAAAUAUGGCUUCUAACUACAGUCUCUUAAAAGGAAGUGAGGUUUCAUACAGAUCUAAAACUAAACUUAGUUCAACUUCAAGAAAAUUAAUUUAUUCACUUACCUUAAUAGACUCCUCCAUGUCAAAAAUGAGUUUUAUUGUUGAAUGAAAUGAAUGACAUUCUCUUUUCAUUUGCUACUACUAAUUUUCCAAAUUUGAGGUAAAAUCAUUUUCAGGUUAUCAAAUCUUAUACUAUACAUUUUCAUUUCUGGAAUGAUUUGCAUUUUUUUUUAAUGAUGACUCUAUAAUACUUUGAUACCUUUCUUCAAAUCGUUUUGAAAUUUUAGUGAAUCUAUCUGUUUUUAAUAGUUUAUAUGAAUGAGAGUAAAAAGUGUCUAAAGUUUCAAAUAUUUUGCAUAUUUUUGUUGAAGUUAUUGUUUUAUUCAAGUGAAAGCUUUCUGAAAGGCCUUUCUUAAUUGUUUUUGAAAAAUCAAUAUAUACAUUUUGUUAAUCUGUCCACACCAGGUGAGGUAGUUUUUUUUUGUUCUUUUUUAAUGAUUUGUUUCCAGAAAUUGGCCUUAAUUACCCCAUAAUUUUCACUAUGAGCAACCCUUACCCCAUCACCUCUAGCAUUUGCACCAGCUCUAUCCAUUGAAUGGUUCUCAUCUCAUAAGAUCUGUUCUGAUUAUACUCAAGCAGCCCCUUAAUCCUUUAACCUCUAAACAUGUUAAUUGUGAGCAGAUUGGGGCAUCGAAACCUAUAUUUCUGAUGAUAUUUUAUGAGUAGCAUACUUUAUCCAUAUGGUGUGUAGUAAGACAUGGUCUAUCCCUUGAAUGCAUAGACUGGGCCCAGCAGUAGGGUGAAGGCCUGGCUCAGUACACUGCUAGCUGACAUGCCAUUCUCCAUAUUAGGGUAUCCUCUAUCUACCAGGUCUACCAGUAGAUGCGGUCCAGUGCCGUGUGAAGAAGAGUUGAUGAUGGUAGGCAGAGUGAGAUAGACUGAUUGACUGUCUGUGUGAACAGACGGAGUGAGCCGAUACCUAGCUGGGUUUAGAGGAGGAGAUAGAUUUAGGUUAUAGAUGAAGGUGGAAGAGGAGGAGGAGGAGGAGGUUAUGUAUAAACAAGAAGGAGAAGAGGAGGAGGAGGUAGAUUUAAUAGAAGAGGAGGAAGAGGUAGAUUUAAUAGAAGAAGAGGAGGAGGAGGAGGAGGAGGAGGACUGAUGGAUUAAGAGGUGACAGGUAAAUAAAGGAUCCAGAUUGAUAGACAGGACAUACAUUUUAUCAAAUAUAGUAAGAAAAUAGGGAAUUAAAAAGAUGUAAAUAUAUUUUGAUUUGAUAGAU
This is a messenger RNA of Lytechinus pictus (painted urchin), 8567 nucleotides long. RefSeq lists its product as uncharacterized. The record is from RefSeq and is a predicted model, not a curated record. NCBI's taxonomy places the organism in Eukaryota, Metazoa, Echinodermata, Echinoidea, Temnopleuroida, Toxopneustidae. The coding region runs from base 10 to 5907 and encodes 1965 amino acids. The transcript has 8 exons.